AUGCACGCCAGGGAGUAUGUGGAGCAGGUGAUUUUAUAUGAGGUGGUCAGAUGCCAUUUGAAAAGAAAAAAUAUGGGCAAAGCCUUGAAGAACAGUGAGCCAGACAAAUACAUUGGGGAAGAGCAGUCAGGUGACAUUUUUGAAUGUCCUAAGAGAAAAUCCAUUCUUGUUUUCCACAGUAGACACCUCAGAUCAGGCAAACCUCCUAGACGGUGGACACCUCCGGGAGCUGAGAUUUGGUGCGACCGAGGCGCUUGGAACAAAUGCGCGUCGGAGUCCCCCUGGCAGGGCGGCGCGGCGGGUGGGCUGGAGCGUCUCCGGCUCCGUCUUGCCCUGCCCAGGGCCGCUCACCCUGCCCCACUGCCUGCCUCCUCCUUCCUCAGCCCCAGCUCGGCGCCCCGUCGGAGGGGCCAGGCCCCGGCGGCCCUGCGCUGGGAGCGCUGGUCUCGGGCUCGGGGCUCCGUGGGCCAUCAGAGGAAGCUCUAUUUAAGGAGAGUUGAGAAGGGACCUGGGGUCCGGUUUGCCGCGCUCAGUCUCCGCCCACAAGAACGGUCACUUCUUUCGCUCAGCAAGCGCCCAGCUCCUCCUAAAGUCUCACCCCGGGACCCCGGAGGAGGUCGGAGUGCCCUCGCCACCCUUCAGCGCGACCGAGAGUUUCCAGCAGAAAGCAGCUCGAGUAGUGGCGCCGCCGCCUCCCCCGCGACGUCUCCGGGCGGCCGGGGCCGCGGCCUGGAGCAGAGCAGCUUCCAGUGGACGCCGUCGGGACGCCGCACCGGCAGCCUCUACUGCAGGGUGGGCAUCGGCUUCCACCUGCAGAUCCACCCGGAUGGCAAAGUCAAUGGCUCCCACGAGGCCAACGUGUUAAGUGUUUUGGAAAUAUUUGCUGUGUCUCAGGGGAUUGUAGGAAUACGAGGAGUUUUCAGCAACAAAUUUUUAGCGAUGUCAAAAAAAGGAAAACUCCAUGCAAGUGCCAAAUUUACAGAUGACUGCAAGUUCAGGGAGCGAUUUCAAGAAAACAGCUACAACACCUACGCCUCGGCCACGCACAGAACGGAGGGCACAGGCCGCGAGUGGUACGUGGCCCUGAACAAGAGGGGCAAAGCCAAGCGCGGCUGCAGCCCGCGCGUGAAGCCGCAGCACGUGUCCACGCACUUCCUGCCCAGGUUCAGGCAGUCGGAGCAGCCCGAGCUUUCUUUCACCGUCACUGUGCCCGAGAAGAAGCCGCCGAGCCCCGGCAAGCCCAAGGUUCCCCUCUCCGCGCCCCGCAAAAGCCCCAACACAGUGAAAUACAGGCUCAAGUUCCGUUUCGGAUGAUGCCC
Messenger RNA from Miniopterus natalensis, 1319 nucleotides. The record is from RefSeq and is a predicted model, not a curated record. NCBI's taxonomy places the organism in Eukaryota, Metazoa, Chordata, Mammalia, Chiroptera, Miniopteridae.